Notodromas monacha is the source of this 1699-nucleotide messenger RNA. NCBI's taxonomy places the organism in Eukaryota, Metazoa, Arthropoda, Ostracoda, Podocopida, Cyprididae. The record is from the annotation of a GenBank genome assembly.
AUGGCGAUGUUACUCGAAGCAAGCGAUCAAAGCCGAUACAGCACCAUGGGUUACGUUGAUCAACGAGAGUGGAAACCAACUGCUCGUCGAGGACCGAUUUCGGCCGAAUUCCAUUCCCCCGGACCAGCUUCCGUUACUCUUCCUUCAUACUUCGGAUUGGAACCCGUGAAACACUUGGCAGAUAGCUCGGACAUUUGGUCCGCUUGCGAGCCAGCCGACAAGCGGGUUGCAUACGAAUGCAGGUGGCUCUGCCACGACUCGCAGCUCGAAACCCCUUUUUAUGCAAGAACACCCCCGCCAGUCGGAGCGAAGCACGGAGGUGGGCCGCAGACCCAGCAUUUCGACUCUAAAAAGGCAAAUUCACCUUCGUAUUCGAUGGGCGCAAGGAUUAUCGAGAAGCCGAAGAUCAUCGGUCCAGGGCCGGUUUACGACGUUUCCAACAUGAAACCACAAGGAGGGAAAUGUGCAAUUCCGGUCGCGAAGCUGCCCCCGAAAGACAAGGAAGAUUAUCACGGAGAAAAAUUCGUGACACCCGGUCCAUCCGCGUACGACGUGGCCAAAGCGGACAAGCAGAUCUACAAAAGUAAUCCAUCGUGGCCUAUCCGAGACGAGCAGAUCGGCGCAAAUCCGAACAAAGAACCCGUCUUGACAGCACAGAAAGGCCGUGUGUUCAACGAAGUUCCCGUUGCUCCAGGGCCUGUGUAUGAUUUACCAAGCCUGGUUGGGACUAAGUCUGGAGUAUUCCUGAGCAACAAAAGCAACUCGCCGGCCUAUUCCUUAGCUUCGCGACCGAAAGAUCCGAAACCGAAUCCAAUCCCUGGACCAGGAUCCUACAAAAUCGUGGAAACCGAGGCUUACAAAAACAAAUCCCCGCAAUAUUCUCUCUCAAGCAGGACUCAGAUGCCAAAAGAUAAGACCAAGAUUCCCGGACCCGGAGUUUACUCUCCCGAAAAGGCGGUGAUCGACACUCCUCCGAGAUUUUCGUUCGGUAUCAGGCAUUCCCCGUACCUGGGGAACUUCAAGGAGAUUUAAGUUCCAACGUGAGCUUGAUUGUUCCAGCGAGCCAAUGUCUUCAGACCAUCGUCAAGGAUUCCAUCAGACGAAUAAGAAACCCCCAGUUUACAACUUCUGCUGUUAACAAGUUUGCCUCCACCAACCCAACCCUCGGGGGAAAUAUCGGACUACUUUCGGGUUAUUUGUAGAUGGGACUGAAUCCAUGGCAUGUACUGAAUCUGUUUUUCAUGAACGCGCAGAUUCAGUUCUUUCUCCUCGUCUUCGUUAUUGUCCGAUUGAAUGCAGGUUUGGCAAUUCGCGACGAUAAGCGAAUUGAAGUGCCGGAACCAGAAAUACUGUAUUGUAAUCCGAAAGAACUAAAACGCAUCAAAUGUAUCCCUACAUUUUCCGCGAAAAACGUUCAAUACCGCUUCAGUAAUCCAGAUUUAGUUUCAACACGAGCAGAAUAUCAGGUAUCUUGCUACGUAAUCGAUUCUUUCCAAGGUUCGGGCUGAAAUGCGAAAAUGGCUCGAAGUGGGAUUUCAUUCAACAUUUUUGCUUCGCGUCUAACCGUAUCAUAUUAUGUCGCACGUUCCAUCGUCACGAUUUGCCUUGAUAUUAUCGAAGCUUUGGUGAAGUACUAAUGCCUCCGAAAAGAAAAACUCAAUUCUUUGUUCAGGAAAUACAUCCCCAUGAUCGUUUCACA